AUGAGCUCUAGAAAUGCAAAGAGUCGUGCAAAUGAAAAAAUAAGCACCAAUACUUCAAAAAAAAGAGGCUGCAAGAGAAAAGAAGUGGUUGAUUCAUCUUUAAAUGAUCUUAAUGAUCCCUUGAGUAAUACUAAGCAGCAAAAAGUAGUAGUUAUAUCUUUGCCCUCAAAUGAUCGUGAUAAUAAUAUACCAAGUAAAAAUAAAAGAGGGCAUAAAAAGAAACAAGAAAGUGUUGUAUUUCAGCCAUUACAAAUAAUUACUGAGUUCUUGAAUGACGAUAUUUCUAAUAUUAUAGGUGAUAAUAUUUCUAACGAUGAUGUAGCUCAAGGCUUUACAACUACACAGGAAACAGAAUUUAAUAGUCAAAACACGUUAAUGCUUAAUUCAAGAGGCAAUAAUUGUAACCAAGAUGACUUUAUUUCUUCAAAUAGAAUAGCGUUUUCAAGGUUUAUGUCAAUACCUGAUUCAAGAGAAGAUAGUCUAAUUCUCUACAGAUCAAUGCUAGCUCUAGAAUCAAGAAAUGGAAUUGAUUUAAACAGAGCAUCGGAAAUAGUUUCGAAUUCAAGAGCGAAUAGUCAAUUCGACUAUGUUUUUUUAAAUAAUACUUCACGGUCUAGACCAAUAUCACCUUUAAGAUCAAGAAAUAAUACAAUGAAUAUUCUGAGAAAUGAUACUCAUGAUGUGGAGACUAACUCAAUCCAUCACUUUGAUAUAACCAAUAAAGUUGUUCCUUCCCCCUUUAAUGAAAUAAUGAUCUAUCAGCUUUGCUUAUGGUUAUAUGAGAACUCUAAAGUUCUGCAGCUAGCAAAUUAUAUGCAUUUGUCAAUACAAAUGCAAAUCAUAGAAGGAUCACAAUUUAUGUCUUCUAACUUUUCUAGACUAAAUACUAUGCCAAGUUAA
Messenger RNA from Racocetra persica, 900 nucleotides. The record is from the annotation of a GenBank genome assembly. NCBI's taxonomy places the organism in Eukaryota, Fungi, Glomeromycota, Glomeromycetes, Diversisporales, Gigasporaceae.